GCAGGUCACAUGAAUGAAGGGGUGUGUGUGUUUGAGGACGUCAACAGGGCUGUGUUCACACAUUUUCAACUCCCUUUCCCCAACUCCUUUAUUUCUUAAUGAUCAGAAAAGCAGACCACAAAAAGGAAGCCGCACCCGUGCAGCGGAUCAUCACUGUAUGUGCAAGAAGAACGAAAGUAUACCAGAAAUAGGAGUGGACUGCUUUGCCUAGCUCUGCAUCACGUUUCAGUUGAUCUCAGCAACUGAAAUAGUUAACCCAGGAAAUGCCUAAAGCCAAGCUGGGAGAGAUCAUCAUCUGUGAAUUCUUCAGGAAGAGGAGCAGCAAAUCAAAGAGAUGAAAAGCAAAGGCUUGACAAACCAUAGGAGUAGGAACAGCCUAUAGACGCUAUAAAACGGUACAAUGAGAAAGCAUACAGCAUAUAUUUGCAACAGUACUGACAAAACAAAACUGUCUCAUUCAGUCCAAGGGAAAGCUGGUAUUAAAAGGGGACUUUGACGAAGAAAAAAGAAAAACCCAUCUCAAAAUAUCUUUAAUGCAUCACUAAAGAAAAUCACACAAGUUUGGACUACUUUGAAGGUUUCCACAUAUCUGGACAGAGUUUACUCAGAGGCUUGACAAAUCCAAAGAACCCAAAGAAAUCAUGCGAUGGAAGCGGAGGCACAGAUACUGCAGUGUCGCACUUUUCCUCAUUGUGCUCGUGUUUGUGGGAGGACUCUUUUAUCAGGGUCAGUGGCACUGUAAAAUCACCCAGGAGACACUUGCUACUCAAGAGCUCCAAACCAUAAAAACCUCCUUCAACUUCUCCAUGACAGAUCUAUUAAGGUUGAAGGAGCUUGAAGAGUACUCUAAACUACUGACAUCAAGUUUGCAGCAGAAGUUGGAAAACUCCUCGCUUUUGAACAUCAGUUUGAAUGACGAGAUGAGAGUGGCAAAGAUAGUUCAAGAUGAACCUUAUGAGUACAUCCUUAACGAACCAUUCUCAUGUCUGCUGCGAGCUCCUUUCUUAGUGCUUUUGAUUUCAGUUGAGCCCAAGAAAACAGAUGCCAGGGAUGCCAUCAGGAAAACGUGGGCCAAUGAAAGUGUGGCUUGGGGUUUGGGUAUCGUCCGGCUUUUUUUCAUAGGUGUAAAUCAAGACACACAACGAAAUGGCAGCAAACUACAGCACACAAUAGAAUUAGAAAGUGACCGGUAUCAUGACAUCAUCCAACAAGAUUACAGGGACACUUACAACAACCUUACCCUAAAAACGCUGAUGGGGAUGUACUGGAUAACAAAGUACUGUCCCAAGGCCAAAUAUGUCAUGAAGACCGACAGCGAUAUGUUUGUCAACACCGAAUACCUCAUGGAGAAAAUCCUAAAGCCCAAAGGGCAACAGACACAGAAGUAUUUCACCGGACUUCACAUGACAGGCUUCUUCCCAAACCGAAACAACGAGAGUAAAUGGUAUAUGCCCCCAAAAGUGUUCCCUGGUAGGCGAUACCCCACCUUUUGUUCUGGGACUGGAUACAUCUUCUCAGGUGAUGUGGCUCAAAGGAUAUAUGUGGCAUCUCUGACCAUACCCAGACUGCAUUUAGAAGACGUUUACGUGGGUAUUUGUCUAGCUAAACUGAAGAUAGAGCCAGAGCCGCCACCAAAUGAACAUCUGUUCAAUCACUGGCGAGUGCCCUACUCUAGCUGUACGUACAGCAACCUGAUCACCUCCCAUGGGUUUCACCCCAAUGAGCUGAUCCAGUACUGGCAGGACCUGCAGAGCAACAAGCACAUUCCCUGCCAAACAACCGGAUGAAACGUUCAAU
Messenger RNA from Carassius carassius (crucian carp), 1797 nucleotides. Its product is annotated as beta-1,3-galactosyltransferase 2-like. The transcript has 3 exons. The record is from RefSeq and is a predicted model, not a curated record. The coding region runs from base 642 to 1787 and encodes 381 amino acids. Lineage: Eukaryota; Metazoa; Chordata; Actinopteri; Cypriniformes; Cyprinidae. Gene Ontology annotation, cellular component: membrane. Gene Ontology annotation, molecular function: N-acetyl-beta-D-glucosaminide beta-(1,3)-galactosyltransferase activity.